Nomia melanderi (Alkali bee) is the source of this 5859-nucleotide messenger RNA. Lineage: Eukaryota; Metazoa; Arthropoda; Insecta; Hymenoptera; Halictidae. The record is from RefSeq and is a predicted model, not a curated record.
AUGACUUCGAAAACAGUAUUGGUUAAUAAAUCUGUAGAAGAAAUCGUCGAGACCACGUCCACUAUGGAAAUGAUUACAACCCUCCAUACUGUUGAACCUGAAAUUACGCAAUCUGUAUGGUCUACUUCUGUCACAUCCAAAUCUACUACCGAGACUUCAAUUACAAUUGCAGAAUCAUUAAUGGUGUAUUUCACUACUGAAGGUACUAAAACAACAGCAACAUUUACAGAAGCUGAAAGUACUAUGCCUGUCUCUACAAUCGAAAUCUUAGUAGUGACAACAAUUCCCAUUCAAACUACGGAAAUACCAGAAUUAAGUACAACAAGUAGGACCAUAUUUGUGGAAGCAUUGACGUUGAAUAUAACUUCGGAAGUUGCUGAGACGAUAACUGAGUCCGUAGAGAGCACCACAAAGAGAACUAUACCUCCUGCGACAACUGGAGUCUUGGUUGUAACUACAACCACUACCCACACCACUGAAAUACCUGAAAUCGAAUCUACAACUGAAAGCGUAACAGCAACGAUAGAGACUGCAACUACCAUACUUACGGAGACUACUGAGAUUACUGAAUCGAAGAUUUCUGUACCUUUUACGAUAACCGAAGUUACGACAAGUACAGUAACACCUAUUACAACUAGUAAACCAAAACUAACAACCGAAACAUCAAUUGAAAGUAUGAGACCUUUUACAGAGAAUGUAACUUUAGAAACUAGUAAACUAACAGAAACUACAGAAACUGAGAGUAGUACAACCAUUCUUACCACUGAAAGCUUGGUAGAAACUACUCUUAGUACCGAAGAGCUAACAACAAAAUUAUUGCCAGUUGCUACAGAAACUUCUGAGACCACUGAGUCUACAGAAACAAAAAGUACUUUGCUUACCUCAACAACAGAAAUUCAAACAGUAACUGCAGUUUCCAUUAGUGAGACGACAGAAAUUACAGUUGCAUCUUCGACCGCAACUAAGGUACCAUUCACAGUGAACGUAACAGAAGAAACUACAAAAACAACAGAAACUAUAGAAACAGAGAGAAUUUCGAUUAUUUCUACUACUGAACGUGUAAAAACGACUACAGAGACUCCUACAUCUAGUUCCGAACUGCCAAAAUUCACAACUGACUUUUCAACGAAACCUGCAGAAUCUUUUACGACCAAUGUUACUAUACAGACUACUACAAAAAUGGAGUUCACAAAAACGGAGACUACUAAGACUAUCCCAAUAACUGAAAUCAUCAUGCUAACUACAGAAGUACUAGUUACCACUUCUGAAACACCAGAAACUACGAUUGAAUCUACAACUAAAUCUAUGAAACCGGUUACCGCGAAUGUAACAAUAGAAACUACUACAACAACGGAAACUAGUGAAACAACUGAGUCUACCGCAACUGAAAGUAUCGCAACUAUUUCUACUACAGUGAUCGUUACAACGGAAGCUACAGUUCCUCGUACUGAAGUAACUGAAACAUCCACAAAAUCUUCAGUGGUAACUGCGGAAUUUUUAACAAUAAAUGUUACUGAAAAAACUACUGAAACAGCUGAGUCUACAGAAACUGAGAGUACUAUGUCUAUCUCAACAAUUGAAGUCGAAACAACUACGACUGAAUCUCCAAUUCCUACUAGUGUGGUACCAGAAUUUUCAACCGAAUCCUCAAUAGAAACUAUGGAACCUGUUACUGCAAAUAUAACUGUGGAAACCACUAAGAUAAUUGAGUCUACAGAAACUAAGAGGACCAAGGUUAUAUCGACAACGGAGGUUGAGAUAACUAUUACAGAAUCUUCAAUUUCUACUAGUGUGGUAUCAGAAUUUACACCCGAAUCUUCAACAGAAACUAUGGAACCUGCUACUGUAAACGUAACUGCAGAAACCACUCAGAUAACUGAGGCUACAGAAACUGAGAGGACCAAGACUAUACCAACAACAGAGGCUGAGAUAACUAUUACAGAAUCUUCAAUUUCUACUAGUGUGGUAUCAGAAUUUAUAACCGAAUCUUCAACAGAAAGUAUGGAACCUGUUACUGCAAAUGUAACUGUAGAAUCCACUGAAACAACUGAAUCUACAGAAACUGAGAUUACUGAGCCUGUCCCAACAACAGAAGGUGUAAUAGUAACUACAGAAACUCCAGUUCUCACUAGUAAGUUACCAGAACUGACGACCGAAUGGUCAACUAUAUCUAUAGAAGCAUUACCUACGAAUGUCAGUACAAGAACAACUGAGACUUUUAUCAGAACUGAAUCAAUUUACAUAACCAAUGUAACUAGCAAAGUAACCAAAGUACCCACUGAACUAUCAUUUAGUACCACAGAAGAAUGGGAAACUUCAACUAUAUCUGCAAGAAUUAUAGAAACAUUGCCAACAAACGAGACCGUACGAACAACUAUUGAAAUUACAGAAGUCACUACAGAAUCUGUAUUUACUAUCAUAGAAAUACCUGAAGUUAUCACUGAGUCCACAGUGUCGAUAAUUAUUAACGAGGCAGCAGGGACGACCGAAGAAAUAUCUACAUUUUCGAUGACGGAAGAAAUUACUUUGCCUUCGUUUGAAAAUAUUACCGCGACUAUUUCACUCGUUACCUUUGAAUACAUGACUCCUAAAAUUACUGAAGCAGAAAUUAUCAAAUUUCCACAUGAAAUUAAUGUAACAGAUGUACUUGAGCUAACUAAAACAGAAUAUGAAUCAGAAACAUUUACUACAGGAAUCCUCGAAUUUCCUAAAUACAAAGAAGCAGUUAACGUCACUGAAUCUGUUAUUUCUGUAGCGUUUACUCUUGCCAGCGAAAGAGAAACGCCUAUUACAGAACUUACAACAAUGGAAGCAAUAGGAACCACAGAGUCAAUGGUAGAAUAUUCCGAAUUCAAUAUUAGUACACUAACGGAACCAGUAGAGUUCUUCAACAAAACAAAUGUAACAACGACAGAAUCGAUUCUAGUUGUUACGCUUCCGAAAAUAACUGCUCAUGAGGAGCUCACAAAAUCGACUAUAUCAUCAAAUAUAUCAUUUACAUUUGAAAUCAGCGGUCUGCCCACUGGACCUACAUUGUUGGCAUCAAAAACAACGGAAACAACUUUCUCCGGGCCAGAAUUAAUAGAAUUGGAGAUCACAAUCCCAAAUCUAACAGUUAUCACACCCCCAUCAUUAUCACCUGUAACCACCGCUGUUUUAUUCGCCCUUAAUGAAACGACGGUUGAAGAGGCAAUCACGAUUGCUGAAGAAUUCUCUUCUUUAUCCUACGAAAUGACUAUACCUGCAUUUACAUUCCCAGUGAACGCCACGGUACUCGAAGAAGCUGUUACAACUGCCGAAGAAUUUUCUUCCUCCGAAACGACUGUCGCUGCAUUCACGUCGAAUGAAACGACUUCCAAAGCGACCGCUGAAGCAUUGUCCUUCUCGUCAUCCAAGAUUACUGGGACAUCUAUCCUCCCGAUAAACAUCUCGACAACACUGAAAUCUCCUAUAAGCGCCAAGAAUGAAGUUUACCUCGAAACAGAAAUUGUUCACGAGAAAGAUUAUGAUAAAGAGUACGACGAAGAGGAAGAAGAAGAAAAAGACGAGUAUAAAGAAGGUACAGAUGUGUGGCAGGAUUAUUACGAAAUGCUCUCUAUCACUGAAGCAGUUCGAUCAACGACUGAAGCCGUUGAAUUAAAUAUAACCGUUACUACUUCCAACGUAACAGUUCCGACUGCUUCUGUGUGGCUAGCAGAAACUUCGAUGGAAAGUACGUCAAAGGAAAUUGUAGAAACUGGUACAUUCAGCGUAACGACGGAAGGAAUAAAGACGACAGAAACAGAAGAGGAAGUUUUCACUCUGACAACUGAAGUAUACACAUUGGAAUCCACACCCGAAUUUUCCACGGAAUACUUGCCCCUCGAUUACUAUGAACACGUGAGUACUAAGGAGGAUGGUUCUCCAGGAUAUCCUAAAAAGGUGACACAGAUCAAAGAAAUGAUUACACCUUCGGUAGUAAGUACCUACGGUGCUCAAUUAAUAACCGAUAAGGAAGAACAAAGGGUUCGUCACAAACAGAUGAGGGAACAAUUGCUGGACAAGAUUGUUCAGUUGGAGAACAAGGAAAAGACGAUUAUCAACAAAGAAACUGAACUAGAAAUAGAGGAGCAUACCUGGGAGCGCGAGAAGUUGAGACGAAUGCAAGAAGUAAUCGAACAAAAGAAGAUCAUGGAAAGUCAUUUAACCAUUUCGACAGAAGAUUUCGAGUCGUUCACAGAGAAACCUACCGCGCGUCAACCAAUCGAUACAUACACACCCCCAAUAACAGAAGACACGCUUCAGAAAGAAGUAAGAAGGUUAGAGGACAAGUUAAUCGGAAUAGAAAACCGUUUGAAAGAAAGGGAAAAGAAUUUAUUAGAAAGAAGGAAUAGAUUAGAGAAAGAUAGAGCGGAGUUCGAAAAAAGGUUACAAGAGUUACAAAAACGACCAUUGAGCGAAUUGGAGGCUAAAAUGACUGUGCCUAAAGCUGAAGGACCUAUAGUAACGCGUACAACGCCGUCCGUGUCGCAAUUGCCUCCUACGGAAAGAACCACGAUAGAGAUUCACGAACCGACUGCAGAAGGUGGAAAAGAAACGACAGUAAUGAGGAAAACAAUAACGAAAACAGACGAAGAGGAAGAAGAAGACUAUGAAGAAAACUAUGCCGCACCUACUAUAAAAAUCGCGAAACAGCAGUUCGUUACGCAAACGAUUUGCAUGAACGUGUUCGAGAAGGGAGAGAAGGAAAUGGUGACUAAAAGAGUUUGCUUGCCGAACGUGGAAGGUUCGGGCACGUAUUCCAAAGAGCAAAACGCAGAGAAGAAGCCAGUGAAGAUUAACGAAUUGCAGCUUAAAGGCCACGAGUGGACGGAAGGCGCGACCACAGAAGGAUACGGCAGUACUUACGCGGAACCGCAAAUAGAGUCCCCGGACAGGGAGAAUAAUAGAAAGAGAUCGUUACCUGAUGAUGGAAAGGUCCGCUUUAAACGAAGCAACGCUUACGAUGGAGGGUGGACAAGGUACACUGUUGACUCGGAAUGUUGUCGUAAUAAGAAUGAAAUUGAUCGUGCGGACAUGAAAGCUUACAUUGAUAAUAUAUUCUUAGAGUAUAAAAAUGCCACUACCGAAACGUAUAGAAGACUUAACGAAGCGCAUACUGGAAAUGAUAAAAAGUGUACCGAUGAGACUUUUAAGAAGCGGAAUAUACUGGGAAUUCAAAAAGCGAAGAAUAGUGAAAUUGCGAAGAAUGGGACAAGUAACGAUGAAAUAGAAGAGAACAAUUCUGGUUUAGCAGAAAACCGAAAGUUCUUACAAUGCACGAUAGAGAGUACGCCAUUGAUCGAGGGUAAUUUAACGAACAGCGAGCCAAGUCGGGAGACUUUGGCGGAGGAAAAUGAAUUCUUUUCAAACAAGGAACUUUAUACUUCGAACGCGCGAAAUUCUGAGUACGGGGAGUUUGUAGAAGCCCGUCUAGUGGAAGAGAAUGAGCAGAGCGAGGAUAAUUUCAUAAUGAACACCUUAACUGAUAACUAUGAAGACGAAUCAGUUACGGAGCCUAUUGAAUACGAAACGUACGAGGAUCCAAAUAUCACGGACAACGAAGUUGGGAAUAAUGAGAUUUAUACGGACCGACGCACAGGGGAUAACGAAGGCACUGGGGAUGAGGACGACGAAGAAUUAAGGACGAAAGUUGAAGAAAAAACCCGACAACCACCUGGCCCCGAAUGGCCGACAGAGCUGGUUACCCAAUAUCAUAUAGGUGGUACCAGAACGUGGAGCAUAGAAACCGAUGACAUAGACAGCGAAGAUCAAGACGAUACAUCAAAACAGUCAACCUGCUAUGAUAUAAUUAUUUCUAGAAAAAAGAUAUUUUCUUAA